CUAACAUCAACUAUAUGCAGCUAUUGAACAGCCGGCUGAACGGCAGCGAGCCGAGGCCCUCUGACACUACUUUGCUCCGACAGAAAAUUUGCGAGCUCUUGUCCUCGCGGACAAAAGUGUUUUUGGGAGCAAGUGCGCCGCAGUUUGUUAGUUUCUCCGACAAUGGAGCAAACCUGAGCUGUACAGGAGAGGAAAGGUGUGUGAGGCGAGGGGGGGGGCAAAGGGUGGCGAGGGGAGAGAGGGGGGGUUGCAACUCAUCCAACCACCGACAAGUUGUAGUGGGGAUUUUCGCUUUGCUUUACUUUCGUUGAUGGCCAGAACUGACGUCGGCGCUACAUGAAAGCCCCCCCCGACGAGAGGACGAGCCGCCGCGCAGCAGAGGAGACGCAUUUAGACGAGCUAACGGCUACAUCGCGGACACGGCGCCGAGAGGAUGUUGUCUCGGCUUAGUGAGCAGAUAUGGGCGGACUGGAUUUGGUUUCCUGAAGGCCACGGUUGGGCUGACCUGACGGACCGCGAUGGGCAAGUUUUCCCCAAAACACAGGACCUGUGGGCGACUAUACCCAUCGCACUGUGCUUCCUGGUCUGCAGGCAGAUAUUUGAGAGGACGGUAGCGACUCCUUUCGCCGCCCUUUUGGGAGUGAGUGACAAGCAGCGUUUUCGUGCUCCACCAAACCCCAUCCUGGAGUCCUACUUCUGCAGCACAUCAAAGCAUCCCACACAGAGCUCCAUAGAGAGUUUAAGCAAACAGUCGGGCUGUUCGGUGCGACAGGUCCAGAGGUGGUUCAGGCGGCGGAGAAACCAGGACAGACCCAGCAAGCUCAAAAAGUUUCGGGAAGCAUGUUGGAGAUUUACGUUUUACCUUCUUGCUUUCUUUGCUGGCCUGGCAGUCCUUAUUGACAAACCAUGGUUGCAUGAUAUGAAGCAGAUGUGGGACGGCUUCCCGAAAAUGCCACUGUUGCCUUCCCAGUACUGGUACUACAUGAUCGAACUAGGCUUCUAUAUCUCGCUGAUUUUUAGCGUUGCAACGGAUGUUAAGCGUAAGGAUUUCAAAGAGCAGAUAAUUCACCAUGUAGCCACCAUUUCCCUCAUCAGUUUCUCCUGGCUGGUCAACUACAUCCGCGCAGGGACUUUGAUCAUGUUGGUGCAUGAUGCCUCCGACUAUUUAAUGGAGUCAGCCAAAAUAUUCAACUAUGCAGGUUGGAAGAAAACCUGCAACAUCAUCUUCACAGUGUUUGCUGCCGUUUUCAUUGUCACCCGCCUCGUAAUCCUCCCCUUCUGGAUCAUAUAUACGACGUGGGUGUACCCCCUGACCCUCUACCCCCCCUUCCUCGGCUUCUACUUCUUCAACGGGCUGAUGCUCGUGCUGCAGGCGCUGCACAUCUUCUGGGCAGUGCUCAUCUUGCGCAUGGUCGUCAAAUUCCUGCCAGGCAACCAGGGCAUUGUCGAGGACGAGCGGAGCGACAAAGAGGAGACAGAUUCUGAAGAUGAAGCGGAGGGACGCGAGCAGAGGGAGAAGUUUAAGAACGGCCACGUGCAGAACGGCCACACUCUCCUGAACAACAACCACAGCAAGGCGGACUGAUUGGACUGUGAGAGCUGGAGAGUGGGCCGAGUGAGGGGUGUGGACGGGCCCUCACAUGUGGCCUCCACCUAAAAGCCAAAGAACGGGAGCGUGGCAUGUUGCACAUAUCUACAUACAGACACACACCUGUUUCGUUCCCCUCCUUUCUGAAACCCCAGUAGUCCAAAGUGGAUCAUUUCACUUCUUUUGUGGGGAGAACAAGACUGAUGGAGAACAAAAUUGAUCUGCUAAGCAGCAGUGUGGUUUAUCACAACACACACACACACACACACACACACACACACAC
Molecule: messenger RNA, 1871 nt
Organism: Gasterosteus aculeatus aculeatus (three-spined stickleback)
Lineage: Eukaryota; Metazoa; Chordata; Actinopteri; Perciformes; Gasterosteidae
Gene: cers2a
Product: ceramide synthase 2a
Biological process (GO): ceramide biosynthetic process
Cellular component (GO): membrane
Molecular function (GO): DNA binding; sphingosine N-acyltransferase activity
Source: RefSeq, a predicted model, not a curated record